AUGCAUUGUAAAAGUGGCAUGUUUGAGCAAUUCAAUAUAUUUGUUGAAAUGUUAAUAUAUUACUGUUCUUGUUUGGUGCAUGUGAUAAAUGAAAUGGAUUCCGAAACCGUUGGUAAUGAAAUUGUAGAUGAAGUGAAUGUGGUUGAUUUAGAGAAUGAAACAAUUCAAGGCGUAAAUGAACUAAGAAGAAUUGAAGAUGAUGUUUUACCUAAGUCUAAGAAGGCCAAAACAUCAAGUGCUGAUUGUUGGAAAGUGUUUACUAAACUUGGGGCGGAUAAAGAUGGGAAUCCAUUGGCUAAGUGCAAUGGUUGUUCAAAGAUUUUGAAGGGUGGCGAUAGGAAUUAUGGUACCACGAGUUUGAAUCGUCAUAUGAAGGAGUGCACUAAAAUUAAAUAUGCUGACGUAGAUCAAGUAUUGAUGGACUUGCAAGGUAGACUCAAGAAUCUUACAAUAGAUAAAAAGGUUUCUAGAUCAAUGUGUGCUACUGCAAUCAUUGCACAUGAUUUACCGUAUAAAUUUGUAGAGUUUCAUAAAAUUAGGGAUUGGAUGAAAUAUUUGAACCCUGAAUUUUCUCCUAUUUCAAGAAAUACCGCUAAGGCUGAUGUUGAUGAAAUAUUCAAGACAGAGAAAGAAGCUCUUAAGAAGGAGUUAGCUAAUAUUCCCUCUAGAAUUUCACUAACUUCUGAUAUGUGGACAGCUUGUACAAGUGAAGGUUAUAUUUGCCUGACUGCUCAUUAUGUUGAUUCCAAUUGGAAUUUGAAGAGUAAGAUUCUAAACUUUUGUCAUAUGCCUCCUCCACACACGGGAUCUGAAAUGUCAAAAAAGAUUCUUGACUUUUUAUCAGAUUGGGGAAUUGAGAAGAAGAUUUUUUCACUCACAUUAGAUAAUGCUUCUGCUAAUGACGUGAUGCAAGCUCAUUUGAAAAGACAACUUGUCUUGCAAAACUGGUUAUUAUCUGAGGGAGAGUUCUUUCAUUAUCGUUGCUCAGCGCAUGUUUUAAAUUUGAUUGUGCAAGAGGGUUUGAAAGUAAUUGGUGAUGCAUUGGAAAAGAUUAGGGAAAGUGUCAAAUAUGUGAAGGGCUCUGAGGGUAGAAUGAAAAAUUCAAGGAAUGCAUUGAACUCAUUGGCGUGUGUUUUGAUGGCAAGCAUCAAAGAUGAAGACACUCUUAUAAGAGACAUGGCUGAAAGAAUAAUGGUCAAGUUUGAGAAGUAUUGGAGUGAUUAUAGUGUGGUUCUUGCUCUAGGAGCGGUUCUUGACCCAAGGAUUAAGCUUACCUCUUUGGAAUACAUGUAUGAAAAAGUUGAUCCACUUACCUCAACAAUUAAAACAAAUGAAAUCAAACAGAAAUUGUACACUCUCUUUGAGAUAUAUCGUCGCCUUCAUACUUCGUCUUCUACAACCUCUCAAACUCCAUCUUCCAUCACUAGAGGGGAAUCAAGUUCACACGUGUUGACUAAAAGUUUGUUCAAUCCUGUUAUGAUGCUCGAUUCACCGGUUGAAAUGGAUGUGAUAUAG
Molecule: messenger RNA, 1515 nt
Organism: Lathyrus oleraceus (garden pea)
Lineage: Eukaryota; Viridiplantae; Streptophyta; Magnoliopsida; Fabales; Fabaceae
Product: zinc finger BED domain-containing protein RICESLEEPER 1-like
Exons: 4
Coding region: 1-1515 (504 amino acids)
Molecular function (GO): DNA binding
Source: RefSeq, a predicted model, not a curated record